ACAAAGAACCAGGAAACAAUAUCAGUUAGAAAACGAAACUUAACAUUAAGCUGUUCUUUGUCUGCAUGUGCACAUUCGAUAAGAUGGCAGAAGCUAGUAUUUUAUGGGCUCAGGAUCAGUUCAGCUGUUCAAUCUGUCUGGAUCUACUGAAGGAUCCAGUGACUAUUAACUGUGGACACAGUUACUGUAUGAGCUGUAUUACAGACUGCUGGAAUCAGGAUGAUCAGAAGAGAGUUUAUAGCUGCCCUCAGUGCAGACAGACCUUCACUCCAAGACCUGCUUUGGUUAAAAACAUCAUGCUGGCUGAUGUAGUGGAGAAACUGAAGAUGACAAGACUUCUGAAAACUUAUCGAGCUGCUCCCAGUUAUGCUGGACCUGAAGAUGUGGAGUGUGACGUCUGUACUGGGAGAAAACACAAAGCUGUAAAGUCAUGUCUGGUGUGUUUUGAAUCUUACUGUCAAACUCACUUUGAACGACAUGAAGAAUUUCGCUCAGGUAAACGACACAAAGUGAUCGAUGCCACUGGAAAACUCAAGCAGAUGAUCUGCUCUCAACAUGAUAAACAGCUGGAGAUCUACUGUCGCACUGACAAUCAAUGCAUUUGUUAUCUGUGUACGAUGGAUGAACAUAGAAAUCAUGACACUGUUGCAGCUGUAUUAGAGAGGAGAGAGAAAGAAACAAUUUGGGAAGGAACACAGAGAAAAUACCAGCAGAGAGUCCAGGAGAAAGAGAAGGAGCUUCUGGAGCUGAGAGAGGCUGUGAAGACACACAAGCGAUCUGGACGGACGGCAGUGGAGGACACUGAGAGGAUCUUUACUGAACUGAUUCGCUCCAUUGAGAGGAGACGCUCUGAGGUGAUACAACUGAUCAGAGAUCAGGAAAGGACUGCAGUGAGUCGAGCUGAAGGACUCUUGAAGGAACUGGAGCAGGAGAUUGAAGAUCUGAGGAGGAGACAUGAUGAGAUGGAGCAGCUUUCACACACAGAAGAUCAUAUUACUUUUCUCAAGAAUUUCCAGUCUUUUUCUGCACCCCCUGAAUCUACAGACAACUUUAUCAUCAAUUCUGUUUCCUCUUUUGAUGACGUGGGAAAAUCUGUCUCUCAGCUGAAGGACAAACUGAAAGAAAUCUGUAAAGAGGGAAUAGAAAAGAUAUCUGCUGGAGUAAGAUGCAACAAAAUUGUCCUCUCCAAAGAACCAGAGACUAAGGAGGAGUUCCAUCAAUAUUUACAUCACCCCACUUUGGAUGCAAACACAGCACAAAACAAUAUCAGUCUUUCUGAGGGGAACAGAGUGGCUUCUUGUACUAAAACAGUCCAAGAGUAUACUGAUCAUCCAGACAGAUUUGAUUACCGGUAUCAGGUGUUGUGUAGUGAGAGUGUAUGUGGACGCUGUUACUGGGAGGUUGAGUGGAGUGGGAGUGCAGGUGUCUCAAUAUCAGUGUCAUACAAGAGCAUCAGCAGAAAGGGAAAAAAAGAUGACUAUGCAUUUGGGAAAAACAAUCAGUCCUGGAGACUGUUCUGCUCUCCCUCUAAAUGCUCGUUCUGGCACAAUAAAAGAGGGAGGAUUCUCGCUUUACCAUUCAGUUCUUGUAGAAUAGGAGUGUAUGUGGAUCACAGUGCAGGAAUUCUGUCCUUCUACAGCGUCUCUGACACAAUGACCCUCAUCCACAGAGUCCACACCACCUUCACUCAACCUCUCUAUCCUGGAUUUGGGUUUAAUCUAAAAACAUCAGUGAAACUUUUUUAGAGGCUUAACCUGGAUUAAAUUCUACAAAAUGUUGUCAUCACAGAAUAAAAUGAAAAUCAUUAGUUUUCUCCAUAUGUAAAUGUAAUGUAAAAAUAAAAUCUGCAUGCAGUAUGUUGGAAUACAUUUAUGUCAUUUGUAACUACAGUAUUUUUGUUAGUUUGAUGUAACAUUUUAAUUAGGUGAUGUAAAUAAACCUUUUUCUCUAA
Messenger RNA from Triplophysa dalaica, 1951 nucleotides. Its product is annotated as tripartite motif-containing protein 16-like protein. Bases 66 to 1745 code for a protein of 559 amino acids. The record is from RefSeq and is a predicted model, not a curated record. The transcript has 6 exons. Gene Ontology annotation, molecular function: protein binding; zinc ion binding. Lineage: Eukaryota; Metazoa; Chordata; Actinopteri; Cypriniformes; Nemacheilidae.